Chenopodium quinoa (quinoa) is the source of this 1011-nucleotide messenger RNA. Its product is annotated as putative CCR4-associated factor 1 homolog 8. The record is from RefSeq and is a predicted model, not a curated record. Gene Ontology annotation, molecular function: nucleic acid binding; poly(A)-specific ribonuclease activity. Gene Ontology annotation, cellular component: P-body; CCR4-NOT complex; CCR4-NOT core complex. Lineage: Eukaryota; Viridiplantae; Streptophyta; Magnoliopsida; Caryophyllales; Amaranthaceae. Bases 1 to 1011 code for a protein of 336 amino acids. The transcript has a single exon.
AUGGAUUCAACAUUAUCAAUCAUUCAAGUACGAUUGAAUAACUACGACGAAGAGAUGAAAAGUCUAACUGGUUUAUUAGCAUCAUACAACAAUGUUUGUAUUGAUACGGGCUUCACUCCAUUUUUAUGUGUUACACCACGAGGUGCAACCGAGUUGAUGAGAUAUGAAGAUAUGAAAUACAACACCGGCAAUUGCAAGUUGUUUCAAGUCGGAUUAAGUCUUUGUGAUGAUGAAGGGAAUAUAGGUGGUUGUUGGCAGUUCAAUCUAUGUGAUCCUCGUACGUACGUUCAAGGUGAAACCACUAGUAUAUUUCACAAAUUCAAAGUUGGUUUUGGUAACAUUGUAGAAAAGUUCUAUGGAAAAAUCAAGUGGGUUACAUUUCAUGGUAUGUACGAUUUAGCGUUCUUGAUUAGUAGUGUGCUCGAAUUGUCGAUACCAAGCACGAAAGAGCAGUUUCUUGAACUAGUUAAGAGAGUUUUUGGAAGGUUUUAUGAUCUUAAAGCAAUGGUUAAGCAAUAUGAGAACUACUUGGGUCCUUUGAGUGAGGAUGUGUUAGGGUUGGGGAAAGUGACUCAAAUGGUAGGGUUUAAACUACUCGGAAAGCGUCAUCAUGCAGGAUCGGAUAGCUUAGCAACGGCUCAACUUCUAACCAAGUUCUUUGAAUGGGAUCGUUCUAACUCUCGCUUCGAAAAUUUUCAAGACUACACAAAAUUUGAAGGGAUACUCUAUGGCAUAUCUCCAUCUCAAAGAAGUAUUGCAAAUACUCAUCAUCAAAAUGUUACUAAUAUUCAAGAGGCUGUUCAUAUGCGUCAUCAUAAUACAAUGUAUCUUCCUAAUGCUCCUAUGUUCUGUUAUGCGCCCCGUGGUCCAUUUUCGAGGAUACAAGCUCCGCCAUAUACGGUAAUAAGAGAUGGAUUGGGCAUCCCUUACGUUGUUUAUGGUAAUGUGCCCUCCAUGGUACAUGCUCCAUCAUCAAGUGUUGUAGUUUCUGCAAUUCCCCUAUGUUGUUAA